GUUAACCUUGUGAUUUGGGGGCAGAUGUCAGUCAGUGUGUUCGCCCAUACAACACAUAAACCUGCACGCCACACUGUGUAGCCACUGCAGUUAGAGCUGCUGGUGCUGGUCAGAAUGAAGCUCCAUGUCCUCUGUGGUCUCCUCUAUGCGGUCACUAAAGAGGUUUUGGCUGUUAAGCUGACAGGCAGAGUAAAUGACCAUCUUAGCUUCUCCUGCCAUCACUCGUGGGCCAGUACAAACAUCAAGUACUUUUGCCGAUGGGGCUGCUCAGAUAAAGACGUUCUCAUCAGAUCUAACGGAGUGGGGAAAAUAGCCCAGAAAGGACGAUACUCGCUGUAUGACCGAGGAAGAGGACGCAUCACCAUCACCAUCGCAGGCCUGUGGAAGUCAGACUCUGGAAAGUACUGGUGCGGGGUGGAGAGGUCUGGAAUGGACACGUUUCAAGAGGUCUUCCUUACAGUGCUGGAUGCUUCUAUGGUCACUACAUCACCUAAAACAGUCUUUGACCCAAACUCUUCAGUGGAGAAGACAGACAAGAUCUCUACUAAAGGUCGUCAGAGCAUCAUUCCUGUGUGCGUGACCGCUUUAUUGUUGACCGUCGUUCUGUCUCUGGCACUUUACUAUAAAUGGGGGAAAUCCUGCUGUGCAGUAAGAGCUUGUUUCUCCAAACGUUCUGACAAGUCAAGUAGAAGUGAAGUUAACACAGUCAAUGAACAGACCUCAUCUAGACCCCAGAAAUCAGAUGGAAUCUGCUCCAUCUACGAGAACAUGGACCCCAGCACAAUCCAAACAAAUCCACUCUACCAUUCGCUGCACAACACCAUCAAAUCAGAUCACUUGUAUGACAGUCUAGUCAAACAAAAGGGCCAAUCAGAUCGAUUCAAACCCAAAAAGAACCAGAGAUGUCUCAAAUGAACACUCUGCAAAGUUUCCAUCUAGUAAUGAAAAUAUUCACGUUGAACUAAAACAAUUUGAGUGAUUUAAUUGCGUAUGUUGAGUAGAGCGUUUGGAAUUGUGUAAAAUAUUAAUGAUGUCUUUAAUUUCU
Messenger RNA from Pygocentrus nattereri (red-bellied piranha), 1045 nucleotides. RefSeq names its product CMRF35-like molecule 1. Lineage: Eukaryota; Metazoa; Chordata; Actinopteri; Characiformes; Serrasalmidae. Bases 115 to 915 code for a protein of 266 amino acids. The record is from RefSeq and is a predicted model, not a curated record. The transcript has 6 exons.